UACACGAAAGAGUUCUGGCGCGAAUGGAGAUAAACAAAAAGUGAAAAACUAAGAAAAAUGUUUGAGAAAAGAGGACAUGACCACUCUAGUGACUUAUUGUCAAAGCCUCAGCAAACACAUACAAGAUUUGAAAGACAGUCGGGCAAAUUUUCAAAUUGUUCUGAAAGGUUUUUAUUGAAGGAUAGGACCUUUAACAGACAAUAUGCACAUCUUUAUGCUGAAAGGCUUUGGGAAGUUCGUCCAAAAGUUGAAAUUGCUGCUAGAAAAAAAUGGGGAAAGGAUAUUUGUAUAAGGAAAUUACACGAACUGCAGAGUGAUGAAACAUGUGUUGUCAUUGGGACUCUGUUCAAACACAUGGAACUGAAGCCAAGCAUUUUACAGGAAAUCAGUGAGGAGCAUAAUUUAAUGCCCCAGCCCGUGAGAACUAAGUUUGUGGAUGACUCAGACAAGCUGUACUUGGAGGAUGAGCUACAGAGAAUUAUCCUGGUGGGAGACCUGGACGUUCAGAGGGCCGUGACAGGUGUGAUCAUCGCUGUUUAUGGUAAAGAGCCAGAUGAUGAUCGUGGAAAGUUCCACGUGGAAAAAUACUGUUUCAGAAUGUUGAAAGAGCAGGUCCCCAGACCCAUCUUAGAAAAAGACAAGUAUUUGAUCCUGAUCUCAGGACUAGAGUUGGGCAGUAAGGAGGAACAGACCUUCACCCUGCAGCUCUUUGUCGACAUGGUAACGGGGAUGCUGGGUAAUAGCCAAGAACAAGGUCAUUGUUCGGAGAUUUCCAGAAUCGUCGUUGCUGGAAAUUCCUUGAGUUCUAGCACACAAGACAAGGACAGUUUGCAAAAGGCAAAAUAUCUUAGUAAGAAAUCAGCUGCUGGGAGCGUGGAAGCCAUAAAAAGUCUGGAUGAUGUCUUCACACAACUGGCAAGUUCAGUUGAUGUUGAUUUGAUGCCAGGGGAAUUCGACCCUGCCAAUUACACCCUACCCCAGCAGCCACUUCAUAAGUGUAUGUUUCCCCAGGCAUUACGCUAUCCCACCUUUCAGACUGUGACCAACCCUUAUGACUUCACAAUAGAAGGGGUUAGGGUACUUGGAACAUCUGGCCAACCGAUCCAGGAUAUCAUUAAAUACAGCACCAACGAGGAACCACUCGACAUCCUAGAGAAGAACUUGGAGUGGGGGCAUCUAGCACCCACUGCUCCAGACACACUCGGUUGUUAUCCCUUUUACAAAGAGGACCCCUUCAUCAUUGAAGAUUGUCCACACAUACUGUUCGCUGGAAACAUGACAAAGUUCGACUCCAAAAUGUUCAAAGGGCCUGGAGGACAGGAGGUUCUUUUGGUGAGUGUUCCUCGGUUCUCACAAACAGCUACAGCAGUGAUGGUCAAUCUCAAAACUCAGGACUGCCAUCCCAUUCAGUUCUCAGCCUCCUUUACAUCAUCAGAACCCAAUAGAUAGCAGUAGAACAUUUAGAUCUAUUUAUAUACAAA
Messenger RNA from Saccostrea cuccullata (small rock oyster), 1481 nucleotides. RefSeq names its product DNA polymerase delta subunit 2-like. Bases 58 to 1449 code for a protein of 463 amino acids. Gene Ontology annotation, cellular component: delta DNA polymerase complex. Gene Ontology annotation, biological process: DNA strand elongation involved in DNA replication; DNA replication. The transcript has 10 exons. Gene Ontology annotation, molecular function: DNA binding. The record is from RefSeq and is a predicted model, not a curated record. NCBI's taxonomy places the organism in Eukaryota, Metazoa, Mollusca, Bivalvia, Ostreida, Ostreidae.